Lindgomyces ingoldianus is the source of this 2398-nucleotide messenger RNA. RefSeq lists its product as uncharacterized. The transcript has 7 exons. Gene Ontology annotation, biological process: regulation of DNA-templated transcription. Bases 412 to 2127 code for a protein of 571 amino acids. The record is from RefSeq and is a predicted model, not a curated record. Lineage: Eukaryota; Fungi; Ascomycota; Dothideomycetes; Pleosporales; Lindgomycetaceae. Gene Ontology annotation, molecular function: zinc ion binding; DNA-binding transcription factor activity, RNA polymerase II-specific.
CUCCGAUCCGAAGUUCCCGCCACCCCGUCCGAAAAUGCAUGGUUUUCGUUCUGUUCGUAUCUCUCUGUCACUUCUCAUAGGCCCCUGAGGCAGUGCUCUGCUUAUUGUACCUGAGCAAAACACCGAAUCACACUGCACCUCGCACUGCUGGACGAAUAUCGCCCAGACGCCGCGCCAUUCACGACGUCUGAGUGGUAACGUAGGCUUUAUGAUAGACGUAUGCUCUAGAGGCGGAGUGUGGGCUGGUAUUUGAUAGUGGUCAAGUCGUCUUGUAAAAGACAGCAGCAACAGUAUAUAUUCCAUCCUUCGUUUUCAGGCUGCAAAGGUCUAGUCGAAUCUCCAGAACGACAAAUUUUUCUUUUCUCUAGUUGAAUAUAGAAGUGUUUGGUGGUGCCGUUUCUUCAAUUCAACAUGGUUUACACCGGCAAGCCUAGCCGUGGCUGCCAGAUGUGUAAGAAUCGCAGGAUCAAAUGUGAUGAGAAACGUCCGAUCUGUGGGCAAUGUCAGAAGUCAGGCCGUACCUGUCCCGGCUACCCGGAUGAGUUUGAUUUAGUAUUUCGCGAUGAGAAUAAGGCCAUGGAACGCAAAAGGAAGACAUCGGGUUCAGGGUCUAAGAGCGUUGGUGGCUCGCAAGGUUCUCCUUCAUCAGUCUCUCCAAGCUCGACCUUCGAGAUCAGCCCCGGUGCAAGCCCUCCCUCAUUUGCAGAGAGCUCACGGUCCCGAACUCCGCCAGACGCAAGCCAAGGGCAGUUAGUGGUAAUCCCUCCAUACCAAGUCCCUCCCGACCAAGCUACAUUCCAAGCAUUCAUGUGGAGCCUUGAACAUGGAGUACCACCAACCAUCACAACGUCUCCGGAAGUCGAGGCCGUACCGUUCUUCUUCCGCAACUUCGUCUCGCUACCGCAACAAGCGGAGAGCAUGCGAGGCUUUCUCGAGCUCCUCGUCCCACUGUACAAUCAAGCCCGACCGUCUUCUGCAUUGCACCAAGCCACGAGUGCCGUUGCCCUCGCCGCUUGCGGCAACUACCCUGGCAGACAAGAUCUCCUGCGUGAGGCAGCUACGGCCUAUGGCAAAGCGUUGCGGCAGCUCAACGAUGAUCUCAAAGAUCCUGCGGUGUCGAAGUCGGAUGAGACUGUGCUUGCUAUACUACUGUUUUCCUUGUAUGAAACUAUAAUGUCGACAAACGAUACGAUUACGGCUUGGGCGAACCAUGUCGACGGCGCUGUGGCUUUGACGAAAUUGAGAGGUGCGGAGCAGUUCAAGAAUCCAAUGUCCCACGCUGUUUUCCGGGCUGUACGGACUAUGAUGAUUACAAGCUGUGUUCAACGCUCCAAACCUAUCGAUACCUUCCCUGGCCAGCACGGCUGGGUAGGGACCGAGAACAAUGAAGAAAAUGCAGCGAACCGACUCACACUUAUAUGCAUAGACUUGCCGAACAUCCGAGCCCGAGCAACCGCUCUAACAACUGCCCCACACAACAAUGCACAGAGAUCUGAAGCCCUCGCUAUCCUCGAAUUUGCUCAAAUGGUAGACGCAAAUCUACAACAAUGGUCCAACACCUUACCCCCCGACUGGCAAUACACGACGGUAGCAAUGGUCUACGACAUGCCCGAGGAUCUCUCAACAGCUGAGCAAUGGUCGGGGCCGCAACAUGUCUAUGAAGACGUGCAUAUCGCGUCAAUUGUCAAUGACUACCGUGUCUGUCGUAUCUUCUGCCAAAGUGUCAUCAUUGCCUGCAUUAACUAUCUCGGGCUCGAUGCCGACUCGCCCUUAAACGACGCGUACAAUAGCGCAGUUUUCUUCGUUCAGCAGAUGGUGGAUGAGAUUUGUGCCUGUGUUCCUUUCCAUCUGUCUUAUGAUAUGCAACCAGUGGCAAAGAAAUUAGGUCAAGAUCAAGCUGGCAAGUCCCUCCCGUCUUAUUCGCACCCUCCAGCAGAAGCCCUUGGCGGCUACUUCAUGGUAUGGCCACUCUACGUCGCCGCGAACGCCGAAACCGUGCCCAAACGACAACGAGACUGGCUCUCAGGUCGGCUGUUCAACAUCGGGAAAACUUUCGGCCUUAACAGCGCGCAGGUGCUUGUGCUCGCGAGGAGACACGUCCUUACUUGUGGCCCAAUGUUUCCGUGAUGCACUAAGUGUAUCUCCCCUCUAAGUAUUGCUCGAUGUCGGCAAUAUGUUUUGGAAGCUGAAUUGUAUUAGUAAGUUAGGUAGUUUAGUUUAUAAUUGAUGGAUUGGUGGGCUGAUGGGUAGGGGGUUCGUAAUAGGGGAUAUAUUAUGUGCAGACACUGGAUGGCUGUACGAUGUUGGAAGACAUGGAUGGCUUAGCACUUGAUGACGGCAGUCUUUUGUAGGACUAAGGGAUAGGUCGACUUGAUGUACUCUGUAGACAAUACUAAAC